Molecule: messenger RNA, 1035 nt
Organism: Gongylonema pulchrum
Lineage: Eukaryota; Metazoa; Nematoda; Chromadorea; Rhabditida; Gongylonematidae
Source: the annotation of a GenBank genome assembly
AUGUCCAUCUCUCAGAUCCUUUACUGCUGUUGGGUUUCUUGGUCAUUUUUAACGCAUCGUUGUUUUUUUUCUUCAGAGCCGAACUUUGUUGCAUCGUUCAGUAUUGGCAAAUUUGUUUACUUCUUUUUCCGCGAAAUUGCCAUUGAGCAUGAAAGUUGUGGCCGAGUUGUUUAUUCCAGAGUUGCUCGAAUUUGUAAGAAAGAUAUUGGUGGAAAGAACGUACUGCGACAGGUGUGGACAAGUUUUGUGAAGGCCCGCUUGGAUUGUUCAACUUCGUCCAGCUCGCCUACUUUUUUCAACGAAAUUCAAUCAUUGCAACGUGUUGAUGGGCAAUCGGAUACAUUGUUCUACGCUACUCUAACAACACCAGAUAUCUCGUUUGGUGGCAGUGCCGUUUGCGCUUUUUCUUUGAACGCUAUCAAUCAGCUGUUCGAUCACGGAUCGUUCAUGGAACAGACAAGUCCUGAUGGUAGUUGGUUCGUCACUCCAUCCGAGAAUGUUCCGAAACAUCGUCCAGGCACAUGUUCGCCCAAUUCCGCAUCUCUACCAGAUAGCGAUUUGCAUUUCGCAAGAUCUCACCUUCUCAUGGCCGGUUCUGUACCAGGCGGUCGACCAUUGCUAGUACUGCACAAUGAACUUCUCACCUAUAUUGCGGUCGAUCCGUUAUCUGAUGUCAAUUGUUCACCCAAUUCCGCAUCUCUAGCAGAUAGCGAUUUGCAUUUCGCAAGAUCUCACCUUCUCAUGGCCGGUUCUGUACCAGGCGGUCGACCAUUGCUAGUACUGCACAAUGAACUUCUCACCUAUAUUGCGGUCGAUCCGUUAUCUGAUGUCAAUGUAAUCUUCGCAUAUUCGCAAAGUUCAGCAAGGCUAUAUAAAAUUGCGCAUUGGUUUGAAGGUGCUGACAAUAAGGCCAAAUUACUGGCCACUUACACGCUGAAACUUUCGGGGAAUGUUCAUGCAAUGACGUUAUUACCGGGUGAAUUUCUGUAUGUGGCAAGCACGGAUGCCGUAUCGCAAUAUCUCCUGACGCAUUGC